GUCCCAGCGGCAGCGUACAAAAGGCCGUACCCGGAAACUGCCCCCCCUCAUUCGCGCGUUAGAAGGCUCAGGCCGUUGUGCUGUGCUGUCUUCCCGCCUGCGCCAGGGACCUGCCCAACUCAGUGGACCUCUGAGGAUUUCAGUGGUGUUUGCCACAGGUGACCAUGGCAUCAGACGAGGGCAAACUUUUCGUUGGAGGGCUGAGCUUUGACACCAAUGAGCAGUCGCUGGAGCAGGUCUUCUCAAAAUAUGGGCAGAUCUCAGAAGUGGUAGUAGUGAAGGACAGGGAGACCCAGCGAUCGAGGGGCUUUGGGUUUGUCACCUUUGAGAACAUUGAUGACGCCAAGGACGCUAUGAUGGCCAUGAACGGGAAGUCUGUGGAUGGGCGGCAGAUCCGGGUUGACCAGGCCGGGAAGUCAUCUGAUAACCGAUCCCGUGGGUACCGAGGUGGCUCCUCGGGGGGCCGGGGCUUCUUCCGUGGGGGCCGAGGCCGGGGCCGUGGGUUCUCCAGAGGAGGAGGGGAUCGAGGCUAUGGUGGUAGCCGGUUCGAGUCCAGGAGUGGGGGCUAUGGCGGCUCCAGGGACUACUACAGCAGCCGGAGUCAGGGUGGCAGCUAUGGUGACCGGAGCUCAGGCGGGUCCUACAGAGACAGCUACGACAGUUACGGUAAGUGGCGCUCUGAGGGCCUGCAGUGGGAGCACAGUGAGCCUUAGUGCCCUUUGUGGGCAGCGCUCAGACCUGCUCACUGCUUGCCCACAAGGUCCAAGACUGCCCUCCUGGGUCUUGGUGCCAGCAGCCAUUUCUACCACAAACAUAAUCGUGAAACUAGAUUGACCAAGAAGGAAAGGGAGAGCGAGGGCCCACGGAGCAGGCAGCAUAAGUGCAUGUGGGCCUGCCGUCGCCCGCCACCCUCGGCCGUGGGGGGGUUGGUUGCCCCCGAGGCCGCAGGGCUGAGCCCCCAGGUCUGGGCCCGGGCGUGGAAUGCUGCGUCCUGUCGCGUGCUUCAGUGCCUUUACACUGUGCCUGCUUCUUCUUCUCAGCUACACACAACGAGUAAAAAUCCUGCUCAAGAUCGUCCUUCCAAUGGCUGUAUAUUUAAAGAUUUUGGGAGCUCCGCUGAAUCGUUAAUGUGUAGUGAAUCCACCUCCUUGUACCCACUUUUGUAGUCUUAUCAGUUCCUAUCUUGUCAAACACAGCCUGACUGCUUCUGACCCCAGAUGGCCUCAUUAUUACACUUUUCUUUUUAAAGAAGUGCCAUCUGUUUUUGAGGAUUUUGAACAUGUUUUGCAAAGCACUUCAGGUUUUACUUUUUAUCGUGAGCCAUGAGCUUUUUAGAAAAAUCAUUGAGGGUUGCGAGAGUUUGAGUUUGGGUUGUGUUGCCUUUUUUCUCUUUUUCGUGGGGUCGGCCCCAAGUAGUUAGGGGCCCCGAGUCACUUGUCUUUUGAGUCUGAACGGACUCUGAAUCCGCUCUUUGUCGGAAGCUGAGCACACUGUGGCUUUUUUUCAGCUCCGUGUAAUGUUCCUGAGCGUAGCAUGGUAUGGUAGGACCGGGUGGCGGCAGAGGUGCCCGGCUGCCUGGCCCCACCGCCCCUCUGUACUGUAUCAUCCACGGUAGACUUGCAGACGUCCCAAGAGUUUCUUGAAAAUGUUUAUUUAUAUUGUCUUUUUUUUUACUGGAAGACGUGUGCAUAUGUCAUCGAUGUUGUAUUUGAAGUGGCUAAGGAAUUCUUGUAUGCAGUUUUCUUUGGCUUCACGAAGCCGAUUAAAAGCCCGUCUGAAUGAACCUGCUCUGACCAUCUCCCUUUGAUCACACCACACUUUCCCUGCUGCGGACUCGCAGCAGGCAGACCUGAGCAGAGAGGGCAGCUUGAGGAUUAGGUCCACCAGUCCUUCCUGAGGCUGCCGAGAGCUAGAGGAGAAAGGCAGAGGCAAUGACGCUGGCCAGGCCCCUGUGACAGCGGACUGCCACUGGUCCCAGUUAGGUGAGCAGGUGGGUGAUGGGAGUGGGCUCUUGGACCACAGGGCAGCACCGGGAGGCCUCUGGCAGUGGCAGCCAGAGGGCUCGACAGGGCGGGCAGCCAAGCAGGGACGGUGGACACACGGGCACCUGACAUUGACCCCGAGCACUUUAGUUUAGAAGCAGGCCAGAGAGCAGACGUAAGCAGUGUCCUUGGGUGACUCCAGAUCGACCAGUUUGUUAGCUAGCUCUGCUGUUGCUUUACAAGUUCUGAGCGUUCUCUGCUAGCCUAUGGAAGCUGCAGCCCCUCGGAGGACAGAAGUGUUGUGCGCCCAACAGAAACCUCUGAGACGCAAGCUGCUCCCUGGGCUAGCUCAUAUGUGGAGAUAGUCCUGUAAUUCGAGGUAACUCCUUUUGCUCGUCCACAUCCCUCUUCUUGUCCAGAGCUCUUUUGAAAGUAAAGUCAUGUAACCGGGGAAUGUUCCUUUGACUGGUUUUUGCUCUUCCAUUUUUUUUUUUCUUUUUUUCUUUUUUUUUUUUUUUUUAAAUCAAGCUAGACCUAAAGGCAGAGCCCAGCCGUUUGCCCUUUCCUGCCUGCGACCAGGCAUUCGGCCAGGCAGCUGUGCCUCACCAGUAGGUUCGAUCCGUAAGCAGGAUUGGAGACCACCGAACGGCCCUGCCUUUUGGAUUUUUUUUGUUCAUCAGUUGUCUUCUCAAGACCUCUUUAAGUCACUCUGCUAACUAGCUCUCUGAUGUCUAUUGCUGCCAUGAGUUUUUUCUCAGAGCCCACGCCAAUUUCUAAGCAGCUCCUUCCCAAGUGGGUAAUCGGGCUUGAGAGUGGAAGGUGGCCUGGCCCAUCUGAAAGGCACAGGCCUGCCCUGGGCAUGCCGGCCUGUGGCAGGGCUUCUAGGGUUGGCCCCGAUGACUAGCUUGAGACCCUUCCAGGAGCUGUGGAUGGUUUCAGGGGAGGUGGGGAGGGCAGCUGUGAGCUCAGCGUGGGCAUCAAGGUUAACACUCCUUUGCUUUGACAGGUUGAGUGGAAGCCAGUGCAACUCAGAAGGGUGGCCUGAGAGCUGUAGGGACCUGGGGUAACGUCCCAGGAAGGAAUCACCUUGAAGCCUGAGGCAGAGGCACAGCUGCCUGCCCUCACAGACCUUCACCUGUGCUUCACUGGCAAGGUCAGGGUGCGGGGCUUCCAGGAGGACAGGCACGUGGCCCUUGUGUGACAGCCAGUCCUCAUAGGCGACUGACAAGACAAAUGUGGAAAUCACACUUGAAUAAAGGGAUGGCAUGUGCACCAAAAAUCUGACUCUGGUGUGGGGUGUGGUGCGGCCGUGUAGGGCUGGUGGCAAGGGGUAUGGUGAGGCAUCCACUACAAAAAGCCUCUUCUGCCCUUUGUUCAGGGACAUAAGGGUUACUUCAUUAUCCCCUUGGGAUGUUCUCUUGGGGUCUGAGGAGCAUGGUCAGUCCACUCCCAAAGAGGAGGUGGUCCCUUGGCACCUGCUCUUGGGUGGGUACACAUCUCUGGCAGGGCCCAGGCUGAGGUCUUUUUCUUUUCUUUUUUUGUCUUUUUAGGUCUGCACCCGUAGCGUACGGAGGUUUCCAGUGUAGAGGUCAAACUGGAGCCGUAGCUGCUGGCCUAAGCUACAGUCACAGCAACACUAGGUCCGAGACUCGUCUGUGACCCACAUAGCUCAUGGCAAUGCCCAGAUCCUUAACCCACUGAGCAAAGUCAGGGGUCGAACGUGCGUCCUCAUGGAUGCUAGUCAGAUUCAUUUCCACUGAGCCACAGUGGCAACUCCCAGGCUGAGGUCUUGGCAGAGUGAGGGGGCACCUUCAUCUUUGCCGUCCUUGCUUCCAAGGCUGGUUGCCUCUUUCUCUGGUCUUGGGUGUAGAGCAUUAGGGUCAAGCCCUGGUUCUAGCUGCUUUGGGCUCUGAGGCAAUCACCUUCACCCACCCCAACCCCUGCAGCGUCCGGCUUUUUGUGGACCGAGUCUUACACAUCCCCACCCCCGUUCUUCCACUUGGUGUGUCUGGUUCUUCCUGGCCUCUUCCCAAAAGAGGAUGCCCAGUUUCACAGCCGGGACUGGUCUCCUCUUUGGGAGGGUCAGGGCCAGGGGUCCACCCUGCUGUUGUCACUGAAACGUAGGGCAAGUGGAGGCUGUGGAGGCUGGGGCCAAGGACGCAUGAAUUCCCAGGGCCAGGGUGGGAGGAAGGCCCGUAGGGCAGGUUGUGCCUGCCCCGCCCCCUCGCAGUCUGACGCUGCAGGACCUGCGCCUGUGGCCUGGCGAUGGGGCGGCGGUGGGAACAGAACUGAGGCUCUGUACCUACCAGGGUUUGGCUUUGAGCGAUGCGGAACUACCCAGGGCUUGGGUGAGGCAAGGUGAGCAGCCGGGGGCGGGGCCGGGGCGGAAGUUCCGGGUAGUGGGCACCGCCCCCGCGGGCCAUUGGCUGGUACCCGCCCCCGCGCUAGUGACUGACACUCGCGGGGGCGCAGCGCAGCCACUGCUUCCGCCGGGCCAUGGGGCCGCGCGUGCUGCUGCCGCGGCUUCUACUGCUGCUGCCGCCGGCGCUAUUGCUGCCGGCGCUGCUGUGCGGAGCCGAGGAGGCCGCACCCCCAUCGCUGCGCUCUACGCGCUCUACGCAGGCCGCACUGUCGCCGCCGCCCGCCGUGACGAACGGGAGUCAGCCGGGCGCGCCGCACAACAGCACACACCCGGGGCCGCUGGGCUCGUCAGGCUCGCCGCUGGUGCGCUCCAUCUACGUGGUCACGGGCCUCAUCUGCCUGGCCUUGCUCUACUUCCUCAUCCGGGCAUUCAGGUGCGUCAUGCGCACGCUACUGCCGCCGCCUUGGCAUGGCUAAUCAGCUUGCGCUUUGCGCCUCACGUGAUGGGGCGCGAGAGCCCCGCCUCUCUGGUGCUGUUUGUCCGUGUCACUUGCCCGGGUGGGUGGGCCAGACAGUCACGUGACGCGUCGCUGUUUCAUAACGCUGGGGCGCUGCUCGCUCUUUUUUUUUUUUUUGGCUUUUUGGCUUUUUGCUAUUUCUUUGGGCCGCUGCCACGGCAUAUGGAGGUUCCCUGGCUAGGGGUCUAAUCGGAGCUGUAGCCGCCAGCCUACACCAGAGCCACAGCAACGCUGGAUCCGAGCCGCGUCUGCAACCUACACCACAGCUCAUGGCAACGCCGGAUCCUUAGCCCACUGAGCAAGGGCAGGGACCGAACCCGCAACCUCAUGGUUCCUAGUCGGAUUCGUUAACCACUGCGCCACGACGGGAACUCCUGCUCGCUCUUUUAUAGACUUAGGCUGGGAGGUUGGAGUUUGUGGGGUGCUGUGGGUUCCCGGAGAGCCCGGGGCAUUUUGCAGCUCCCUCAGCCUGGCGACGAGCAGAGCAACCGCCAACCUGACUUGAGUCUGCAAUCCCGGCCUGGCUAUGUCCUUCCCUGUAGUUAAUGCCCACAGACCAGCCUGGUCCCACAGGCUGAGCCAGACCGGAGCCCGCGCCCCCCGCCCCAGAACCUUUCGCCUACUGUUUUUUCAGCCCGGAGCAGUUUGUGGUCUUAAGCGUCUAGGUUCUGCACAUGCUUUCCUCAAAAAAUCGAGGGAGUUUUUCUCUCCUCCGUUGGCACUACUGUGGGUGCACAGUGUUCUUUUUCCCGCUGAGUACUUGCUGCAUCCACCGCAGAGGCCCCCCCACCUAUCCCCUUUCUCUGGUGGUGAUCAGGAGCCAGGGCUUUUACCUGAGGCAGUCCUCAAUUUGAACUCUGGAAAACCUUCACUCUUAGAGUCAGUCUUCUCAUCAGUAAAAUGGGAUGACAGUGCCCCCUCCGCCCCCCUGCCCCAUCCUAGCCUAGGGUCUUCCACCCUGAGAGCUUGUCAAGGGACAUGUCCACCUCCUGUUACUGAUAUAAGAGGAACCAAUAAUCAUUGUGAUCUUUUUUUUUUUUUUUUUUUUUACUACCACACCUAUGGCAAAUGGAAGGUCCUGGGUCAGGGGUCAAAAUGGAGCUGCAGCUGUGGUCUGCUCUGCAGUCACAGCAACGCUGGAUCCAAGCCACACUUGUGACCUCUGCUGAAGCUUGCAACAACGCCAGAUCCUUAACCCACUGAGCAAGGGGUCAGGGAUCAAACCUACAUCCUCACAGAGACAACACUGGGUCCUUAACUUGCUGAACCAUAGUGGGAACCCUCUUUGUGACCAGUAUGAGAAGAAGCACAAUCAGACCAGGAAGGUUCACAGUAAGGCUUUGGGGGCCUAGCAGAAGAGGAUUCUUGGAGAAGGAGGGGAGGGGGAAAGGGUGUCAGCAGCUCCUGGGGGUUGGCGUGAGAGGGCCACUGAGUGAGCCUGGGCCUGCUUUCAGGUUGAAAAAGCCACAGCGGAGGCGGUACGGGCUCCUGGCCAACAGCGAGGACCCCACUGAGACAGCCUCGUUGGAUAGCGAUGAGGAGACGGUCUUUGAAACAAAGAAUCUGAGAUGAUAUUCAUGUUGGGAAGGCGGCAUUUUCAGCGGCCCUGGGGGACAGACAGGAGACAGGGCCCACCGAUUCUCCUGCUGGACCAGAGAGCUUGUGUGGGACCUACCUGGCCACUUGAAGCCACCUCAGCCCUCCAGAUGGACAAGACUGCCCAGGAUACUGGCUGGAAGUCAGAGGGGCCCUGGCAGCCCCACCCAGGACUCUGAGGUCCCCUGGCCACAUUGUGACUUGUGUCAGUUGCUCUUCCUGGUGGGGAUGUGGCACCCCGAGUUGAGGCCUGGUAGGUGGGAGGGCUAAGGGGUCUGUCUGGAAGUACCUAACCCCUGGGCUGGGGACAAUAAAGGCAGCAGUGGUUUUGCA
Molecule: messenger RNA, 6790 nt
Organism: Sus scrofa (pig)
Lineage: Eukaryota; Metazoa; Chordata; Mammalia; Artiodactyla; Suidae
Source: RefSeq, a predicted model, not a curated record